This is a messenger RNA of Setaria italica (foxtail millet), 1518 nucleotides long. Its product is annotated as tryptamine hydroxycinnamoyltransferase 2. Gene Ontology annotation, molecular function: acyltransferase activity, transferring groups other than amino-acyl groups. Lineage: Eukaryota; Viridiplantae; Streptophyta; Magnoliopsida; Poales; Poaceae. The coding region runs from base 31 to 1341 and encodes 436 amino acids. The record is from RefSeq and is a predicted model, not a curated record. The transcript is spliced from 2 exons.
CGCAGGUAGUGGCAAGACUACAUUGAUAAAAUGGCGGUGCCCGUCGAGAUCACACGGCGCGCAAUUAUGAGUCCCAAGCCCGACUGCGACGAUGCCGUCGGCCGGAUGGUCCCGCUCACCGUUUUCGACCGCGCCGCCACCGACGGCUACGUCCCAGCCGUCUUCGCGUGGACCGCGCAGGCCGCGCCGGCCAACACCGCUGUCGUGGACGGCCUCCUCGCUACCGUCGCAAGGUUCCCGCACCUCGCCGGUCGGUUGGGCGUCGACGACCGCGGCAGGAGGUGCUUCCACCUCAACAACGCCGGCGUGCUUGUCCUCGAGGCCGAUGCGGCGGCGGACCUCGCGGAUGCCCUGGCGCGCCCCGACAUAUCGGAGCACAUCGACCAGCUGUUUCCCAAGGCGGACAUGUACCGUGCCGACGAGCCGCUCCUCCAUGUCCAGCUGACGCGGUACAGGUGCGGCGGCCUGGUGAUCGGCACGGCGUGCCAGCACCUCGUCGCCGACGGGCAGGCCAUGAGCUUCUUCUACGCUGCGUGGGCCACGGCCGUCAGCACCGGCUUGGCCAUCCUCCCGUCGCCGUUCAUCGACCGCACGACCGCGGUUGUCCCCCGCAGCCCGCCAUCGCCGGCCUUCGACCACCGGAACAUCGAGUUCAAGGGCGAGCACAGCCCGAGCCGCUCCUACCCUGUUAUCCCUAUGGACAGGAUCAAGAACCUCACCGUGCACUUCUCCGAAGAGUUCGUGGCGAGGCUGAAGGCCCACGUCGGAGCGCGGUGCAGCAUGUUCCAGUGCCUCCUGGCGCACGCGUGGAAGAAGGCCACGGCGGCGCGGCGCCUGGCGCCAGAAGAGCUCACGCAGAUACGGGUCGCCGUGAACUGCCGGAGCAGGGCCAAGCCUCCCGUGCCAACGGACUUCUUCGGCAACAUGGUGCUGUGGGCGUUCCCGAGGAUGCGCGCCGGGGAGCUCCUGUCGUCGAGUUACGCCGCCGUGGUAGGCGUCAUACGCGACGCCGUGGCGCGCGUCGACGCCGAAUACGUCCAGUCCUUCGUCGACUUCGGCGAGGCGUUGGAACGCAGCGGGGAGCGGCUGACCGCAACGGCGGCGGUUGCAGGCACGGCGUACUGCCCGGACCUGGAGGUGGACAGCUGGCUGGGGUUCGGAUUCCACGAUCUCGACUUCGGUGGCGGGCCGCCGUGCGCGUUCCUGCCGCCUGUCUUGCCUCUCGAGGGGCUCAUAUUCUUUGUGCGGUCAUGCACGGCCAAGGGCGGCGUCGACCUCUUCGCUGCGCUCCACAACGAGCACGCUGAUGCGUUCAAGCAGAUCUGCUACUCUUUGGACUGAUGAUAGGCAACAACAACUACACCCAUGAAGGUGUCCUGUGGACGUCUAUGUGUGCAUGUACGUCAUGGAAUUGAGAUUUCUAAAGGUGGUUUGAUUAUAUCCGCAUGUGUUAGUGCAGCAGGUAUGUAUUAUUAGUUUUAUAUUUAUGAGUUGGUUUGCGGUGCAUCUACAUUUGUC